This is a messenger RNA of Phyllopteryx taeniolatus (common seadragon), 2235 nucleotides long. It is a transcript of the gene nectin4a, whose product is annotated as nectin cell adhesion molecule 4a. The record is from RefSeq and is a predicted model, not a curated record. The coding region runs from base 220 to 2052 and encodes 610 amino acids. Gene Ontology annotation, biological process: homophilic cell-cell adhesion; heterophilic cell-cell adhesion. Gene Ontology annotation, cellular component: adherens junction. Lineage: Eukaryota; Metazoa; Chordata; Actinopteri; Syngnathiformes; Syngnathidae. The transcript is spliced from 11 exons.
AGGUGUACACGUAAAGCAAACAGGUGUAUACCUGACAGGUGAUCGAGCCCUUCUGCUCUCACCAUGUGUGCGACCAACCACCGCGGAAAACGGAUUGAAUCUUAGGACUUUUCCUCUCUGCGGUAUUUAGGACUCUAGCUACAAGUAAGCAGCAUGACUGUGUCAAACAGCUUAGGCUGAUGAUUUGUAGGCCCGAGUGGUGCAGAGGUACCAGCAAGGAUGACAUCCUGGCUCACGCUCUCGCUCCGUCUCCUGCUCUCGUGGAUGUAUGUGACUCGAGGAGAAUUUGUCGAGCGACCCCGAGAUGACUCCCUCCGCUCCGUGGCCGAAGAGGAGACGGUCCUGCCCUGCCGCUUCCAGCCUACGGAUAGUGUCGUGGUGCAGGUCACAUGGUUCAAGCAGACCUCGGACGGCUGGGAGCAGAUCAUCACGGCUCACCGUGUUGACGGCCAGACCGCUUUCGGAACAUGGUCCGGCCGCGUACGAUUCAAAAGCAGCAACCCGACUGUGGACUCAUCUUUGGUGGUCUUGAGCACGGAAGUCUCAGACGAGGGGCGCUACAAAUGUCACGUCAACUCCUACCCUUUCGGAACCUUUGACCAAGAAGUGACUCUCACGGUCUGGACCAUCCCGAUCUCCUCCCUGGACGCUGUGACUGUGGUUGAGGGUCAAUCAUAUCGGCAGGCGGCAUCGUGCCGCUCUUUGGCCCGCCCGCCGCCGCUGCUGUCGUGGGACACCGAGCUGAGCGGUCAGUCCGUCAACCGUUCGUGGGAAAACGGGGCCGUCACCGCCCACUACUCUUUGCACCCUUUGAGGAGCAUGAACGGGAAGAAGCUGGAUUGUCUGGUGUGGCAUCCGACUCUCACAGGCCCACGUAGGCACCAAAACCAGCUGGUCGUACACUUUCCUCCCGAUUCCGAGGUGUCGGGCUACAGCGGGGACUGGUAUGUGGGUCUGGAGCGUGCAGCCCUGAGCUGCGUGAGUGGAGGAAACCCCAGACCGCAGCUUUUCACCUGGGCCAGACUCGGUGAGGCCUUGCCCGAAGGUGCCAUCCCUCACCCCAACGGAACCCUGGAGUUCGGGCGUCCCCUCAGCCUGUCGGACGGCGGCACCUACCGGUGCGUGGCAAAGAACGAUGUCGGCGUGGGCGCGGCCGAGUUGCAGAUUUCCGUGACAGAGUUUCCCGAGAGGCAGACGACGACGACGGAAAAGACGCUGAUGGUCGUCGUGGGGGUCGUGGCUGGGGGGCUGCUCAUCUUGAUGCUCAUCAUCAUCAUCACCGUCACCUGCCACCAGAAGAAGAAGAACAAGAUGCUGACGCGGGAACUGACCGAGAAGAAGGAGGAAAUAAGCACUCUGUCCCGGCAAGCUUCUUUCAGGAGGAUGAAUUCGGUCAGCACAGAUGCAAGAGGAGCGACGGAGGAGAGCAUCCCGCUGAGGGUGGAUGGAACCUUGUCCUCCCUGGGGGAGCUGGCUCACAGCCGGGAGAGCCACUCGACUCUCUCGGGCGGGAGGUGGGCGGGAGGGGAAGGAGCGUACGACUACCUGGGUCGGCCGGUCCUACUCAACUCGCGCAAGGGCAGAGAGGGGCUCUCGGAACGCGAUGAGGAGAGCCGACUCAGGGUGGAGACAUAUGUGAGAAACAACAGCCUAUCACUGGGAACUCGCCUUCCUCCCCACGUCCCGACGCCGUCGCCUAUCCUCCAGAGCGGUGAGCUGCUCGGGCAGACAGACGAGGGAGCCUCGAGGUCAGCGAGCGCCACCGUGUCUCCGCGCCACUCCUCGAGACGCAGCUACCCGCCCGUGACUCACGACGACGACGGCGACGAGGAGGACGACGACGACGACGACGAGGUCGACGAAGGCCUCGGGGGUCGCGCCAGCCGGGAGCAUCCGGACGACCGGGAGAGCCAGAGUAGCCGCUCCCAGGCGUCCGAGGCACACAGCGCGGGCUACCGAGUCACAAACGGCACCGUGAGGUUCAAACCAGGGACAAACCCCACCGUGGUUAGCCCUCAUGCCUCCCUGGUCCACAAGGCCCAGAUUGUCUAGCAGGAAUAUGCUCACAACACACAAACAAGCAGUUGAUCUUCAAAACUGCAGGGAUGCAUUUCAAAGAAACGUGUACAGCACACUUGUACUGGACCGAAGGAAAUGCAGAUUUGUGGGUGUGCGCCUUCUCUUACAAAUAUAUGCCAUAGCGAGAACUCCAACUAUGGCAAAUAUGAAGUAUUA